AUGAAUAGAAGUGUAGAACCAAUCCUAGGGAUUCACAAAUCCGAAAAUGGUUUCUCAAAAACUUGCUACUGUUCCAGUCCCCUCUUGCUUCUCUACUAUAUAUACAUGCAUCAAAACCUUCUUAUUAUCACGCACUUCAUUUCAUUCUUGUACUCACUGUCCCUUUUAUCUCUUCAUCAACGCUUCACUUUUGGUUAUUGUACCAUGUCUCCUGCAAUGGUGAUGGCAGCUAAAACAAAGCAGAAUGACAAUCUAGAAAGCCAAUACCAGAAAGGAGUGAAGCACCUAUGUGAAAAUGGGAUAAACAAAGUUCCCAAGAAAUACAUAUUACCCGUUUCCGAUCGACCCAAUAUGAAAGAUAGAGAGCUAAUUAAUGUCAACAAGCAAAAUCUUAAGUUGCCCAUCAUUGAUUUUGCAGAAUUGCAAGGUUCCAACCGGCCUCAAGUUCUUAAGUCUCUCGCUAAUGCUUGCGAACAAUAUGGUUUUUUCCAGUUGGUAAACCAUGGAAUUCCAAGCGAUGUUAUAAGCAGUAUGAUUGACGUGAGCACAAGGUUUUUCGAGCUCCCAUUUGAGGAAAGAGCCAAGUACAUGUCCUCGGACAUGCAAUCACCAGUUAGAUACGGAACUAGCUUUAACCAAAACAAAGACGAUGUGUUUUGUUGGAGAGACUUCUUGAAGCUUAUUUGUAAUCCCAUAUCAGAUGUUGCUCCUCAUUGGCCUUCUUCUCCCGUGGACUUGAGGAGAUUGGUGGCUACCUACGCAAAAGAAACCAAAUACUUGUUCCUAAUGAUCAUGGUGUCCAUCUUAGAAAGCUUAGGACUUGUGGGAACCACGGAGAACAAGACAGAAGAAGAUGAUAUUUUAAAGGACUUUCAAGAUGGGAGCCAGCUAAUGGUUGUUAAUUGCUACCCUCCAUGCCCUGAACCCAAUCUAACCCUAGGAAUGCCACCUCACUCCGACUAUGGAUUUCUCACUCUUCUUCUCCAAGAUGAGGUUGAGGGUUUACAAAUACAACACCAAGACAAAUGGGUCACCGUCGAACCAAUCGCUAAUGCCUUUGUUGUCAACGUUGGUGAUCAUCUUGAGAUCUUUAGCAACGGGAAGUACAAGAGUGUUUUACAUAGAGUCUCGGUGAAUUCUAUGAAGUCUCGGAUAUCGGUGGCUUCUUUGCAUAGUCUUCCUUUCAAUUGCAUGGUUGGGCCAUCGCCUAAACUCGUCAACGAAGAGAAUCCAAGGGGUUACAAGGACACUGACUUUUCUAGCUUUCUUGAGUACAUUUCAUCUUGUGAGCCCAAGAGGAAGAAUUUCUUGGAGUCGAGGAAACUAUGCUGAAGGAAAGUGAAUGAUUAAUGGAUAAAAGAUGUUUAAUUAUGUUGACUUUGUAACAUCAAUUAUCUUGCGUUGAUUACUUGAUUAGAUGGAAUGUAUUUUCCUUCGUUUUUUUCUUUUUCUUUUUUCUUGAGUGGGUCACGAAUGGCUGUCAAACCCUAAGCUAAGCGGCUACACCCCCUCACCUGCUUGAAUUGUAAGACAGAUGUAGCAUUUGCAAUAUAUAUAGUGUGAUUUAGCUAAUCUAGGGAUAUAGAUUGUGUUGAAGAUGAUCUAGCUCUAUUGAUUGUACUGUUAGAUAUAUAAUAGUAUAUUUAAAGCUUUUCUA
Quercus robur (English oak) is the source of this 1657-nucleotide messenger RNA. Its product is annotated as probable 2-oxoglutarate-dependent dioxygenase SLC1. NCBI's taxonomy places the organism in Eukaryota, Viridiplantae, Streptophyta, Magnoliopsida, Fagales, Fagaceae. The record is from RefSeq and is a predicted model, not a curated record. The transcript has 5 exons. The coding region runs from base 1 to 1332 and encodes 443 amino acids.